UAAUCUUACAAAAAAUACCCCAUCCCCAAACGAAACCCUAGCACUUACUCCCUCAUUCUCCUUCCCUUCAGAGUUCAGAGAGACUGAGACUCUCCCCCAUCCUUGUCUCCUUCAAGCUUCAGCUCCACCUUGCUACUCUCCCCCAUUCUCUUUCGUGACUUCAUCCUUCCUGGCCUCCUGAAGAACCGAACGGCUGAACCCACCUUCCAAAACGGCAGCCACCUCAGCUCUGUCUCUGUCACCUCGGUUCACCGCCACGCCGCCACCGCACGCUCACCUCCGUCGCCGCGCCUCUCGCCGGAUCCACCAGCUCUCCUCCGCUCGCGUCUCCUCCUCCGGCCGCCUGCAUCUUGCUCGCGUCUCUGUCUCUGUCUCGAGCUGUGCUUCCUGCAGCCUUGAGCUCUCUUCGUGGUGUGCUCCACUGCUCCACUGCUCCACUCUCUUUCCUGCCGGUUGAAUUGAAAUGUUGAAUUGGUUUUGAAUUGCUGAAUUAGUUGAAUUGGUUUUGGAUUGGGUUCUGACAACUAUGUCCAGAAUAGUUGGUUGUGCAUUCUGGGAACUUUGAUUUCUUUUAUUUGAAAGGAAGAAACGAUGGUUUUUGGGCAAGUAGUUGUUGGACCUCCUGGCUCAGGCAAAACAACUUACUGCAAUGGCAUGUCUCAGUUCCUCAAUCUUAUUGGAAGGAAGGUUGCUAUUGUCAAUUUGGAUCCUGCUAAUGAUUCAUUACCCUAUGAAUGUGCUGUGAACAUUGAGGAGCUUGUGAAACUCAGUGAUGUAAUGGUGGAACAUUCUCUUGGUCCAAAUGGGGGUCUCGUAUAUUGUAUGGAUUAUAUAGAGAAAAAUAUCGACUGGUUGGAAGCAAAAUUGGAACCACUUCUAAAAGAUCACUACCUACUCUUUGAUUUUCCUGGCCAAGUGGAACUCUUUUUUCUUCACUCAAAUGCCAAGAGUGUUAUCAUGAAACUCAUUAAGAAAUUGAACCUAAGGUUAACAGCAGUGCAUCUGGUUGAUGCCCAUCUUUGCAGUGACCCUGGGAAGUAUGUCAGUGCAUUGCUUCUAUCCUUAUCAACAAUGCUACAUUUAGAACUCCCUCACAUAAAUGUCUUGUCAAAAAUUGAUUUAAUUGAGAGCUAUGGGAGGCUAGCCUUUAAUCUUGAUUUCUAUACAGACGUAGAAGACUUGUCAUAUUUACAACACCAUCUUGAUCAGGAUCCUCGCUCUGCGAAAUACAGAAAGCUCACAAAGGAAUUGUGUGAAGUUAUUGACAACUUCGGUCUUGUGAGUUUUACAACCUUAGAUAUUCAGGACAAAGAGAGUGUAGGAAAUUUAGUGAAGCUGAUAGACAAAAGCAACGGGUACAUAUUUGCUGGCAUAGAAGCAAGUGCAGUUGAAUUUAGCAAGAUUGCUAUUGGUCACAAUGAUUGGGAUUAUUACAGAGUUGCAGCAGUGCAAGAGAAGUAUAUGAAGGAUGAUGAAAUUGAUUAUGAUGAUUAAUAUGGAGGAACAUUGGAGAGAAAAUGACGCGUUGAUAGUGCGAUGCCGAUUUCUGUAGAGUUUGAUUUUCUCUUGGGAAAAUAAUGAAAACAGGGAGAGUAGAGCAUCUGCAUUUUGGUUACAUGGCUUGUUCAACACCAACAAAAGCAGCUAUAAAAACUCUGUACAUGUUUGUGGGAGGUAGGACCAAUUUGUGAAAAAGAGAUAUCAUAUUGUUUUAUGUCUCGUUGACAUCAGAUCUUAAGAUUAUAGAAUCAUUAAAUAUAACAAGGUUUUAUGCCAGCAGCCAACACAUCUAAUUUUAUUAUAUCUGAUAUCCAAAUUACAUUUUGAAUGAACUCCACCAACGGUUGAGAGUGUUUAUUUUA
Messenger RNA from Arachis ipaensis, 1862 nucleotides. RefSeq names its product GPN-loop GTPase QQT1. Lineage: Eukaryota; Viridiplantae; Streptophyta; Magnoliopsida; Fabales; Fabaceae. Gene Ontology annotation, cellular component: cytoplasm. Gene Ontology annotation, molecular function: GTPase activity. The record is from RefSeq and is a predicted model, not a curated record.